AUGAAUGCGAAAAUUAUGAAACAUUGUUGGCAACCUGAAACUGAUGGAAUUUCGGGAGAAAUAAAAGAGCUCGCAAGCUUAGUGGAAGUUGAAGAGAACUCCACAGAUACUUUUCAUGAUGGUGAAGUCAGCUUGGAGUCUCAUACCAAAUGCAGUCCAGUUGAUGCUGUUAGUGAAAAAGAGGAAAUUCUGAUGAAUGGCGAGGUCAAGAACGUUAAAGUGAAUCCUGUUUUCGUCGAGAUCGAUGAGAGUGAAAUUCUUUGUGAUGAAAGUUUAGUGAAGGAGGCUAAGGUUAUACGUUGCUUUUGUGAUCCUACUCCUGAAGAAAUAGCUUCGGGACGUGGAUGUGGUCCGGGAUGUAUAAAUAGAGAGCUUAGUGUUGAAUGUGGUUCGCGGUGUCCUAGUGGAGAAAAGUGUUCAAAUCGGCGAAUUAAGAAUAGGGAGUACGCCAAAGUUGAAGUUUUCGAUGCUGGUAUAAAAGGAUAUGGCCUAAGAGCGCUUGAACAUUUAGAAGUAGGACGAUUUAUUAUCGAGUACGUUGGUGAAGUAAUUAGCGCUGAGCAGCUUCGACGCCGUUCAUUAAAGUAUGCGAGAGAUCCUAAGCAUAUUCAUCAUUAUUUUAUGGCUCUUAAGAAUGGAGCAGCAAUUGAUGCUACUGUCAAAGGGAACGUUUCACGUUUUAUAAAUCACUCCUGUGAUCCUAACUGUGAAACUCAAAAGGUUUUUCUGUUUGGUUUUGACGUUUUUUUAACUUGUUUGAUUUUUCAGUGGGUUGUGGAUCGUCGAUUGCGCAUAGGGUUUUUCGCUAUAAAACCGAUUGCAGUUGGGGAGGAAAUCGUUUUUGAUUAUCAGUUUGAUAGAUAUGGGUUAGAGUUUCUUUUGGGAGAAAAGCGAAAGGCUCAGAAGUGUUACUGUGGUGCCGCUAAUUGUCGCGGUCGUAUAGGUGAAGAAAGUGAUACGGAGGGUGAAGACAAUGGAGAAAUUAGUGAUGCUUCUCCGUCAAUGGAGGAUGAAGAGCUAGAAGACGAAGAAGUUACUGUUGAGGAAAAAAAGCUUAAAUCCGGCAGACGCUUCGUCAAGGACGGGAAACGAAGGAAGCUGCGAAGGCGUCAGAGGAAACCUCCACGAAGCAAAGAUUUCUCGAAGGCAGUUAACAAGGCUUUAAGCAAAGGACCGCCCCGGAAUCGAGACCAAAUUCUUGAUUUUGUCCACCUUUUGAUGCAAGUGGAACAGGCCUCACUGCGAAUUCUUCUUUUGCGUUGUCUGCUUGAAGUAAACGAGGAUAUUCUACGACUGUUUAUGGAAAAUGCGGGCUUACGACUGAUGUAUUUGAUCCUUGCCGUAGAAUACCCAAUUGAUGAUACGCAGACCGUUAAUGAAUUACGUUUUACUGCUAUUGAGCUUUUGAAAAAAUUGCCGAUUAGCAAUAAAAACCAGGUUGUGGAUAGCCACUUAAAUACGACUGUCAAUCAUAUUAUUGAUAUGCCUGGACCUAUUGAUGAGGUCGUUCUGGAAACUGUACAACACAUGUUAAAUUCUCUUGAAAAUUCUCCUUCGAGUUCGAGAGUUUCACUUUCGGAUAGUCUUUCAUUAGUUGAUACUGCCUCUGAUUUAUUCCACUUUAAGUUAAUUUCCUGUGCAAAAGAGCUUCUGCAUCAGUGGGAACCGCUGAAGGAGAUAUUUAGGAUACCUCGACGGGAUCUUUCUCGUAUUCAUAAUUCUAGCGACAAGAAUGAGAUGAAAAUGGAUUACGAUCGACGAGUACGUGGAUAUUUUCUAGCGAAAAAGCCUGAAGUACAAGAUUUUUCAAAGAGAAUUAUUCCUAUUUUGAACCGUUUUCCUCGGAAACGACCUAGUACACCGCUAGGUACACCGGAUAGCGGAGAACUAGAAGCACCUCAACGCCGAUCUCGAUUUGAUGUAGUAGCAAUGGAUAUAGUUAAUGAUGAUGACGAUGAAGAAGAAAAAAUGGAUGGAAUGAUGCGUCUUGAUUACUCAGUCCCGCCUCCUCCAGUUUUACUACCGGAGUCGAUGUUUGCUGGUGGUUUACCAGAUUUUUCAUUUUAUUCUUAUGAUAAUGAAUGGGGAAUGUAUUACGACCCGUCAACUAGGAUUUAUCAACAGUGUCUUCCAUACUGUGGUUCACAACAGUACAUGCCACCACAGCCUGUCCCUCCGCCUGAUACGAAAAAUGUAAGUAUCUUGGAAGCUCCUUCUCCACCUUCUUCUUCACCCCCUGCAAAACCUCUAGUUAACCCGCACUUGCGGACCUUGACUAUCGAUAUGGAAAAUCCAACAGAUGAGCAGAUUGCUUUAUUAAAGCAGACCCUUGCUGCUGCUGAAGAGAAGCGUGAACAGCUGAAGAAUGCAGAAGGUCAGGCAAAAAUACCUCCCCCUCCUCCAUCCAUUUCGUCAUCUAAGCCUGCAAAAUGGAUUCGCACUACUACAGAUGAUGGGAAAGUCUAUUACUAUAAUGAGGAAACCAGGUUCACUUCUUGGACGCUCCCACCAGAAGCUGUGGAAAUUGCCGAGGGCACCGUGGACCGUACCGACGCACGGGCGACGUUUAAGGCUUUAAUUUGUAAACAUGUUGCUGGCUUAUUAGAACCGAUGAGAAAAACCAAAUUUGCCUCUGCUGAUGACUAUAAAUAUGUCUUAAGAAAGGCAGAAUGUUUACAGCUUACCCACGCAGUUCUGGAAAAAGAGUUGAAGCGAGUUGGUGACGAUGUUGAGUUGCGAGUUACUGAGUCGGUCAAAGAAAAGUCGCGCAAAUAUGUGUCAGAAUAUUUAAGCAGGCUUGGCGAAGGACAGUAUAGUCGGAAGAAUAAGCAGCACAACACUUACUACCAAGUUGCUAUAAUUUAUAAGGAUUUUUAUAUUGCGUUCAUUUUACCUUUGAUUUACUUUGCCAAUUCUCGACUCCCCUUUUUCAAAGGCUUCUACCAUCGCCGUCUGUAUGGAGUGAAACCAUUGAUACUUACUGCUAAUUUUAAACGGUGUCUAGUGAUGCAACCUUCAGUUGGACCUGAAGGUUCACUGCAAAAUUUGCAGUGUGGCGUGAGAAGAGUGAAAGUCAAACAGAAAUUUGUGAGGAAGAGUUUUUUUGAGAAACUUUUGUCGGAAUGGAAGGAUUCUACUGAGGACAGAAAUUUUCGGUUUAUUCUGUCGAAGGCCCUUAUAAAUUUAAAAAAUUUCCCACUGGAAGUUGAAACGCAUGGUGACCUUAAAAACGUCAAAGGUGUUGGCGAUUAUUUGGCGCAGAAGCUCGAAGGUGCUUGGACAAAUUACUGCAGCCAUUGUGAUCUUCCUCCUCAAAUUAAAGAUGUUAAUGAACUCGCGAAGGGAGCAGCGCUACGGUUCCUGCGGCCUCAGACUUUAUCUGGCGUUCCUAAAGUUACUGACAGUGCCGCUGUUCCGUCAACAUCUACUGCAUGUCAAAAAAAGAGACCACAAGUCAUGCUGUUGUCUAAAUCGAAAUCUGCUGUCAUUGACAAAAAGGCAAGAUUGGGUUUUCAGCAAAAUCCCAAUCCAAUCUGCAGAACGCAGAGUGACACGGAACAGUGGAGCAGAAAUUUUCAAAGAAACUCUAGCAAUUAUACUGGCAAAGAUUUAACAGGAGGUGUAUGUACAGCUAACGAACAUAACUGUAACACUGUUCUCGAAUAUAGUCUUUCUGGACAAGAUGGAGAAGUCGUUCUUUUAAUUGACAAUCGCGAAAAUCAUGGUGGCAGGCGUGGUCAUUCAGUUCAUGAAUACAUUUCGAAAACGAACUGUCAUUUUGAAUUUCGGAAUCUUUCUGUUGGCGAUUACUUGUGGGUGUUACGUCUUCCAAACGAUGUUGAGCUUGUUUUGGAUUACAUCGUGGAAAGGAAAACCUUUGAUGAUCUCUCACACAGCAUUCGGCAGGGAAGAUAUGAAGAACAAAAGACGCGGUUGUUAUCAAUUGGACUGCGUAAUGUUAUUUAUGUUGUGGAAGGAAGUGGAGUACCUGAUGCAGCAAUUGAACAAGCUUUGGUUACUACACAUGUCGCAAAUGGAUUUCUUCUACAUCGAACUUUAAGUGCUAAGGAAACGGCUCAGUUCCUCUCUUCGAUAACAAGUCGGUUAAACGAUCGGAAUAAAGCAAAAGCAGAACUGAAAAUGACUUUCGAAGCAUUCCAAAGGAAUGCUAGAAAAACGCAGCGUCGAUGCGUCAGUGACAUAUUCGUGAGGCAACUCACUAUAUGCCCACAAAUGAGUGCUGCAAAGGCUGCGUUGGUAGUCGACCGGUUCCCGACAUUUCUAGCACUGACAAGGUUUUACCUUGCAGCUCCACGUGAAGCGAGAGAAGCUUUGCUCGCAGAGACUAUUCCUGGGAUUAACUUAGCACUGAGUAAGCAGCUGUACAAGUUCUUCGAGUUUUUGUAA
Molecule: messenger RNA, 4407 nt
Organism: Enterobius vermicularis (human pinworm)
Lineage: Eukaryota; Metazoa; Nematoda; Chromadorea; Rhabditida; Oxyuridae
Source: the annotation of a GenBank genome assembly